AUGGACUACAAGGAAUUCCCUGUCUGUUCCCAGGAUGAUGCAGAAGCUAAGAACUAUGUCUCACAAGUUCUUGUGGGUGCUCUGCUGGAACACUUCUUGUUCAAAUUCUUCAUCCUAACUGUCAAUAUUUGUAACAUCUUCAUCAUUGCAUUCCAGACCAACCCAGAUAUUUCCAAGAUAUAUGAUACUGUGAUCAUUGUGUGUGAACACACUGCACUUGUCGUCUUUAUUUUGGAGAUUCUACUCAAGUGGUUUUAUGGAUUUAGUGUUUUCUGGAAGAACGGCUGGAAUGUUCUGGACUUCAUGCUCUCCUUGUCUGUGACUGGAAGUAUGGUAAUGUUUGGACAGGAAGAAACUAAAAUUGUUAGUUGCCAUCACUUCCUCCUUUUAAAUUCAAGGCACAAGGUCAUCCAACCUUCUCUUUCUCUCAUUUUCUUAAUUCAUCAAUUCCUCAAAAUACUCUUUCCACCUUCAUCAUCUCUUCCCGACAUGUCCAGCAUCUUCAUCAUCCUUGGUUUCUUAAUGCUGAUGUUUGCAAUUCUUGGAACUGUACUAUUCAAAGCUGCCUUCCCAUCAGUGUUCAGCAAUCUGACAUCUGUACUCUACAUUCUUUUUGUCUGCAUUACACAAGAUGGAUGGGCUGGUAUCUACCAAGAAUUAAAAAGUGUUGAAGGACCUUUGUAUGCUGCUUCUCUGUACUUGUGUGCCUUCAUCACUGGUGGUGCCUUCCUCUUUGCAAACCUUCUUAUUGCGGUUGUAGCCACAAAUCUGGAAACAGCAAUAACAUAUUGUGAUGAGCCAAACUCAGAAGAUGACUGUUUGCUCAAGGAUCGGAACAUCAUCCAUGUGGAUGAAGUGGCUGCCAAAACCAAUAUGACUAGGCACCAGACACCCUGGACAGAUACCUUCCUGGAUAACCUGUCAGUGGAUAUUACUGAGCAGAUAGCCUUGGUCAUAGGAGCUAUUGAAAAGAAUGAGAGAGCCUAUGUGAGGACUAUUGAAGAGCUACAAGCUGUAGUGGACAAGGUCCAUAGCCUGUCCUACAACAGAGAGAAGGACAAAGAGAUGAUCAUGCGCAAUCAGAUGGCUGCCUCCCUGCAGGAAGACUUAUUCAGCAAUGAGAUUGCCAUGGGCCGCUCUGGUGAUAUACUGUCCACCCUUAUCACCCUGGAGAAGGCUAACAUCAUAAAUUCGUCAGUAAACAGGCCAAACAUGUUUACUACAAGCAUGGUGCAGAACCAUGUCAGACAGCUGUCAGCAGCAGUGACAGCAGCUCAUUCCACAUCAGCAUCUGAACAUGGAGAAUUCAUAGCUGAAAUCCAUGAAAACUGAGGUGCCCAUACAGAUUCUGAACAAUUCUUCAGAGACCCCAGCAUUUCACAUUUUUGAUCUAUCUCAGCUCCUCACACUUGAUCAAAGAAGUCAAAAAUCCUGAAUACCUGUAACACGUUAUUGGGAGCUGAGAUAUGGCAAAAAUAUGAGCAGUCUGACAGUGUUGGAGAACAGUCAAAAAUAAAAAACACUUGACUUCUCAAAAUCCCUUUAUUUUAAAUCUAAUUGCUGAAAAUCUUGGAAACAUGUUAAUAAAUAUUUUACUAUCCUGUUCUAGUUUUUCCUCAAAAAAACAAUUAAAAAAAAAAAGUUUCCAAAUAAUAGUUUCCAUCUGAAUAUCCGGGACAGUAAUUUCGUUAGGACUAUACCCAGAUGUACCAUGUGGCUGCGUAAUGAUGAGGUCUUCCAGCACACGUCUGGCCAGGAUUCCACUCCAUCUAGUUAAGCACUGAACCAGCCAAAUGGAUGUCAUCUUUCAUUUGAAUGAUUAAGGUCCUUAGCAUUCUUUUCACAAAUGUUGACGUACUGCAAAAUUAUUUAUAGUUAGCUUGGUAGUUCAAAAAAGAUGUGGUGGUAGAUUGCAGAGAUGAUGCAUCAACUCUCCAAGAAUAUAUGCACA
This is a messenger RNA of Electrophorus electricus (electric eel), 1951 nucleotides long. Lineage: Eukaryota; Metazoa; Chordata; Actinopteri; Gymnotiformes; Gymnotidae. The record is from RefSeq and is a predicted model, not a curated record.